GAAUACUCCUUUUAAGACAAUUGAAGUAGCGUGCAUGUGGUCUCGCAUCAAUAUUCGGUGGUUUUAAUGCUGCAUCGAGGCCUCGUAAGUAAGAAAUCCGAGGUUUGAGCAGAAAGAGAAGGUCUAUUGGGCAUCAUGUCGGCUAGCAAUUCACAAGAUGCAUGCACACUGCCAUACCCAGACCGUUUCCACGCAGCUGUGAACUUCAUCGUGAACUCUGUUCCUGGUACAAAGCCAGUGCCAGAUGAGCUUCGCCUGGCGCUCUUUGCGCUGCACCAGCAGGCCACAGUGGGCCCAUGCACAGAGGCCAAGCCGUGGGGAUGGAAUGUGGUGGAGAGCGCAAAGUGGGAGAGCUGGAACCAGUUGGGCAACAUGUCGUCUGUGGAGGCCAUGCGCCUGUAUGUGAAGCUCAUUGAGCAAGAGCAGCCGGACUGGUGGGCGCUGGCCAAGGCGCACAAGCACAAGCUGUCGCUACUGGCGGCAGAGGAGAACGGGGGGGACUCAGACGGGGGGGCCUACUUUGCCAGCCCGGCCCUGGAUGCCGCCCCACUGGGGGUCUGGUCCACCCCCUUUGUUGAGGGGCCCAAGCGCCCCCCGCCGCGCUACGAGCAUGCGGCCGCCACCGUCGGGCCAAACCUGUACGUCCUGGGCGGCAACUGCGGCGGGCGCUACCUGGGGGACGUGUGGAUCUUGGCGCUGGACACAAUGACGUGGAGUCCAGUCAGCGGCCCGGCCAAGUCAGCGCCGCCAACGCCCUCACAGAACGGGGAUGCGGCCGCUAUUUUGGCGCCGGUGCCGCAGCCGCUGCCGCCGUGUGCCGGCCAUGCCAUGGUCGCCUGGGGCAGCAAGCUGCUCGUGCUCGGGGGCCACAUGAAGGCGAAGGAUGCGAGGAAGGAUCUGCAGGUGAGCGCGUUUGACACGCAGGCCACCACCUGGGCACUGUUGGAGCCGUCAGGAGCGCCCCCCACCUCCAGGGGCGGCCACUCGGCCACCAUCAUCGGCAGCAGCGUGUUCAUCUUUGGCGGGGAGGACUCCUCGAGGCGGCCCCUGGGUGAAUUAGUCAUCCUUGACCUGGCGGCCAUGGCGUGGGUGCGCGCAGACACCACCGGCCUCCCGCCAGCCGCGCGCUCGGCGCACACUGCCGUCGCCUACAAGAACCGGUUCCUGGUGGUUUUUGGCGGCGGCAGUGUGGCGCACUGCUACAACGACGUGAGCCUGCUGGACACCAAGACCAACGAGUGGAGCAGCCCCGCCACCGACGGUGUACCUCCCACGCCCCGCGCCGGCCAUGCAGCGGCGAUGCUGGGCGACCGCCUGUACGUGGUGGGGGGCGGCAACAACAGCGCGGGCUGCGCCGACCUCGCAUGCCUCGACCUCUCCGGCCUCGCCGCGGGGCGGCCGCUGCGCUGGAGUAGUGUCGCAACCGCCGAGCCACGCAGCGCGAUCGCGAGCGAGGGGCUUUCAUUGGUCGCCGCGCGCGGCCCCGGUGCCCUCGUGGCAUACGGCGGAUACAACGGACGCUACCACAGCUCCAAGAAGCUGCAGACCACCUCUGAGCUGGAAAAGGAGCUCAGCCACUACAGGUGA
Molecule: messenger RNA, 1587 nt
Organism: Coccomyxa subellipsoidea C-169
Lineage: Eukaryota; Viridiplantae; Chlorophyta; Trebouxiophyceae; Coccomyxaceae
Product: galactose oxidase
Exons: 10
Coding region: 136-1587 (483 amino acids)
Molecular function (GO): protein binding; fatty-acyl-CoA binding
Source: RefSeq, a predicted model, not a curated record